AUGUUUAAAAUAUUCGAAAAAAAUCAAAGUAUUUCCCCAAGUGUUUCAAAUUUGAACAAGUAAGAUUAAUACCUAUAUCAUCACGUACAAUUAAUAAGUAUUGAGUUCGAUUUCCUUUUAGUUUUGAUCUGACUAACAACUGGGAGGACUUUUCUCAUGUCAACUAUGUAUUCAAAUUUAUUUGAUUUAGAUAUAUUAUUAAUUAGCUGUUGAUGAUUAAAUCAUAAAAUAAAAUUAGAAAAACAAUACAAUUUUUAAAUCUGUACAAAAUGUUAACGAUAAUUUUUACUAGAAACCAUCACAUUUAAAAUUGAUGAUAGGAGCAAGAUUUCUGGUAUAAAAGUUAUUGAUAUACAGAAAAAAAAACUCAUAAUAGUAAUCAUCAUAGAAUCUAAAAUAAAUUUUGUCUAUUAUGUAAGGGUAUUAGAAAAUGUAAAUUUAGUCCUUAAAAAAAUAUAGAGAAUCUGAUACUUUUACAAUUAUGAUGUCGGAUUUUAAUAGUCUUGUAGAGUUUUAAAUUUCUGGCAUACAAUGUCAGGAAGUCACCUGCUUAAGCUACCCAAGUAUUAUUCUGAUAAGAUUGUUUUCAAGGUAAACUCAAAAUUUGGAUUCCAAAUAGAUAGUUUUAAUAGGUUUGAUUUGGUUCAAAUAGUUAAAGUGGGUUCACUUUAUGGGACUAUGUUUAUCGAAAUUAAGGGGCGUUUCUAAGAGUUAACUAAACUUAGCCAAUCAUUUAGGAAACCCAUCAUUGAGACCAGGGAAGAGAACAAUCCUUAAUAUAAUCUUAGCUUGAUUAUAACCAUAUGUCUUAUAAAAAUUUUCAAAAUCGUUUUUCUAUACAAUGUUAUAUACAAAUGUAGUUACAUGUAUUAAAAAAAUUAAAUAAAAAUUCCAAAGUUAGCCGAGUACUUGAUUAUUAAAUUAAGAAAAAAAAUAAUGGAACAACUAAUUAUUAGAUGUAAAUAUUUUCAAACACAAAAAUACCAUGUCUUUGAUUGAAUUUAAAAAAAAUUGGUUGUUUGACAAUAACUAUAAUUUUUAUUAUUUCUUUUUUAAAUAAAUAUAAUUAUGUAUUACUCUGGUAGAUAAUAUUUUAUAUAACCAAUAAGUCUACUAUUCUCUUGAAAACAAUAUUCUUCUCUUUAAAUUUGCUCACAAAUAUUUAAACUUUAAUUUAAUUUAAAACCUACCAUUUCAAUUUUGCAUGAUUUUAAUACACUAUUAUAGUAUUCAAAAUAUGGUUUGAUGUACAAGUGAAUAUUAGAUUGAAUGUAAGUUUGUUGUUUUGGGUUACGUCAUACUACUUAUUCAGUGAUGUAGUAAAGCAUAUGUGAUGGUAUACAAAAUACAAUAUUUAGGUAAUAACUUUUUGAUUUUUUCAUCAAUGCAUAACUUGUGUUAAGUUUUAAGUUUUCUCAAGUGUAUACUCACUAAAAAAAUUAUGAUAUCAUCUCUGUUUCUGUCCAAAUGCUAAACAUCACGUGUGACACCACUAUUAUAAAAGUGUAGUACUUAAAACUAAAAUAUUGAUAAAUUAAAAUAGUAUUAAGUAUGUUUGGUAAUAUUACAACAAAAGAAAGGUUAGCUAGCGUCAUUCCUAAGGAAUUUUGUAAUUAAAUAUAAAAUUAAUGUAGCAAAAUGUAGUAAAUAUUAAAUUGGUACAUGAUUUAAAAAUUUAAAUAAUGUAGGUAAAAAGUAUUUAGUAAUGUAUUUAAAAUAUUUAAAACAAAAAAAACUCAUAAAUAUAAGUUGAAAAACAUAAUUUAAACAUAUUUUCCUCUAAUGUGACUACUACAAAAUUCUAAUUAUAAAAAUUUAGUUUUUCAAAAAAUAAUGAAGAACUAAUAAGUAUCUACAAUUAGACAAUUACAUUAAAUGUUUUAAAGUAUACAUUUUCAAUGCCUUAAUUCAGGUGCAUUUCAUUUUUGUUUUAUGAAUUAUUUAAGUUGUUUUGAUAAAUUAUAAUAUGUAUAAUGUGUAUUAUAUGUUUAUAUUACUUUUCAAUUUGCAAUCAACAAUCUAAUAUAUUUCUAUUUCUUUAGGAAGCCUAGAGCACAAAAUUCAAAUACAAAUUCUAAUGAUGGAAACAUAUGCCCAGGGAUGAAAUCUAAGAAGGCCGAAUUAAAAAAAGUUCCUAAAUCAUGCGAAUUUAAAUUUGACAUGAAAUCAAUUCUAAAAGAACGUCAAGCCGAGAGUAAAUAUUGGGAAAAAAAUGCCAAAAUUGAUGAAGAGAUGAAAAUUGUUGAUGAAUUGUUCCAAAAAGAAAUAGAACAAAAUGUUGAUAUAGAUAUAACUCCUGCUAUACCAACAUUAGGAUAUGUUAUAUUUGACCACUCCAAGUAUAAUAAUUUCAUUAAAAUUAAUUCAAAUUUUGAAAUAAACUCUUGGUCACAAAGGUUACUUGCAAUGUCUAUUGAAGAAAAUGAAUUUGUAGCUCACACACAUUUUCUUCAUUUAAUGAAAGCUGAUUGGUUACCAGGAAUAGAUGUAUGUUUAAUUCAGAUUUUUCUCUAUCUAUAUUAAUAAAUAAAAUAAAAAUGCUUAUUAAUUAAUUAAUUAAUUAUAAUUUAAUGUUAACAUUUAUUUUCAGGAUAUCAAAAAUAUUUUAUUGAAUUGGGGAACUGAUUUUGAUACACUCACUAAUAAGCCAUUGUUAAAAUGUCAAAUUAUUAACAAACACGGGUUAAUUAACCAUCAUAAUUUUGCAUUGGUAUUCCAAUUCUUUUCUUUGAGUGUGUUAAAAAGUAAUAAUGUAUUUAGUAAUGAUGAUUUGUUAACAAUAGCAAAGUUUGUUGUCAUUAUAUCGCUUGAUUAUUAUUGCGGACAAAUGUUAAACCCCAUAAAAACAUUGUUCAGUAUUUGUGUUGAAAAAGGUUUACACGAAGACAAUGAUACUGGCAUUAUAGCAUUUGCUGAAGAAAUGAUCUCUCGACAUAAUGAAGAAAUUGUUUUGAAGAUGGUUGUAGAUUUAUUUUUACCAAUAGAAGGCCAUGUAAUGAAAAAAAUGUAUUGUUACUUAACAUUUAAGUUUUUCAAGUCGUUUUUAAAACAAACCAAAAACAAAAAUCCAUUUCCAACUAGUAUUAAUGACUGGUAAGGGUUAAAAUGUAUUAAUAUAAUUUAGGUAUUUUAAUUUUUAAUUUAUUUAAUGUUUCAUUACCCUAGUAUUCGGUUCAUCAAAAAUAGUGUCCUGACUUUUAUAUUCUUACUAUUAAAUAUAAUAUUAACAAAAAAUAUAUACAUUAUUUUACAUUGUUAUAUUAAAAGAUUUAAUAUUUAUUUAUUUAUCUAUUAGCAUAAAUUACAAAAACAAAAACUUAGAUAAUUGAUUAACAAACAUAGUGAAACAGUACCAAAUAUAAGAGAUUAUAAAAAUGAUAUGGUAAUUCAAUUCAUUUUUUUUUAUUGAGAAUUUAAAUAAGACAUACUUUGGUAUUAUAAAACAAGUUAAAAUACAAUAUUACAAGAGUAGCGUAUUUAUGGGAAGAGAUUAAGGAGAUAAAUCUUCCUUCUUGACCGUUUUUUUAUUAUAUAUAAAACUGUAAAUUUUUAAAUUAAAAUUGUUUUACUUUUUAGUCUGAAAAAUCAAUAUUUUAUGUGUUGAUACCUAUAUUUAAUAUAUUAUAAAGAAACUUGAACAUAUAUUAUACAUUUUUUUAAAAUUUAAAACAAAACCAAAUAACUUUUACAAUUUGUUUACUAUAUGAUAUACAGGUAUCAGUACUCGGCAGGUACCUAAAUUAUAAAUUAAUAAUUAUUAUUUUCUUAGGUAUACCUAGUUAUUUGAUUUCAAUGAUAAUUUUACAGCAGAUUAAAUUAUAAAUUAAAAAUUGAUUUUUAGUUUGAACCCGAGUAUACAUUAUAUUAUGUCAUACAAUUUUAAAAUUCAAUAUCUCCUCCAUGGUAAAUUCCUUAAUACGAUACUGAUUAUGAAAAUCUAAAUGUUAAAUUUUGAAUUUCUAAAGUUCUUAAAAUAAAAGUUUUUUUUAUUUAAUUAAUGAUAUAAUAAUGGAUUUUUUAAGUAUAUUUUAAAAAUUAUGAUUGCUUUUAAUUGCAUUUAAAUCAUAUUAAUCAUAACUAGGGCCCGGUUUUCAAUGUAUUUUUGGUAAUCCUGUACACAUUCCACAUGUAUAAUUAGUAACAAAUACUUAAAAGGUGAAACUUUUAUUUUGUUGUUUAUAAGAAUAUUUAUGCAUUUUUCAAAUCAGUAAUUUUUAAAUUGAACUAAACCGAAAUAUUAUCUGAAGAUGUUUUUUUCUUUGUAAACAAAUUGUGGAUUAUUCUAUAAUUUUGAUGUGUCUUAAUCUUAUUUUUAUUAUUGAUUCUGUUGGUAUGUUUAGAAUAAAUAAAUACAGCCUCCUCUCCCCAAAAAAAGCGAGCCAGUCAAAUUUCAGUUUUCUUUCUUUUAAUAAAUUAAAAACUAUGAAAUUAAUAAAAUAAUAAAUUUAAAAAAAAAAAAUUAUAUUACAUCUUUAUGAUAAAAUUGAGUUUUUAAGGACAUUUAAUUAUGGGUCCAACUUAUAACUACGUCAGUUACAAAACGUCUGAUAACAGUCUUUUGUAUUGUUAAAAUAAAUCAGUAAUUAAAUGUGUAUCAUUGCCAUUUUAUAAUAAAAAUAUAAUUGUAAGACACAAAAGUACAUUGUAAUUUUUUUUUCUAGGUUUGUACAAGAUUUGGUGGAUAAAAAAUAUUUUAAAAAAAAUCCAGAAACAUUAAGUUAUGUUAUUGAAUUGUUGGAACAUGUUGUGUUUAUACUCGAUUUAUACAAAGAUGAAGAAAAGCUGAGUGACAUGUAUGAUUUUCUAUACUGUUUAGCUAAAUCAACAAAACUUUUAGAUUCUCAUAAACUUAUUAACAUAUUGGAUCAGUGGAGGUUAAGAUUAUUCCGCUUACACGCUACCCGUAAAAGUAUUUUAUUUUGAUUUGAUGUUCUUAAAAAUAAUUGUAUACAUUGUGAGUUUGUAAGAUUUAUUAUUAUUAUUAUUAUUUUUUUUUUAUAUAUAGUUUAAAUAAUUUAACUUUAACUUUAAAGAGUGUUCAUGAUUUAUUUUGAUUUUUUGAAAUAUUUUGAUUUUUUGAAAUAUUUUGGUAUUGUUUCAAAAUAUUUGAAACUUAGGAUUAUUUUUUUUAUAUAUAUAUGUGUACAAUUUAAAUUAUUCAAGUAAUAAUGAUUUUUUUUUUUUUGAAAACUUAAUAUAUUUGUAAUUUGUGUAUCACUAAUUAAUGUUAUAAAAUACUACUACUAUUUCUAAUGUUAAAAAUUAUAUUAAAUUAUUUUGGUGUAUGUAUUAUGUUUUUUAUAGAUAAUUGCCAAAAAAUUAAACUUAAUUUAAUUUAGUCAUUGGUGGCUUUUAUAAUAUUUUAAAAGUUACUUUUAGUAACUAGCUAGGUUUUUAAUAUUUUAUAGAACUUAAUCAUCUAUUUGUCUAUUUUCAUCAACCACUUAGUUCUGAUGAACCUAUCAGUGAAUGGACUAGACUGGAUUUUCAGGUCAACUAAAAUUAUACAAAAAAAAAAAAAAAAAGAACAGUUAUUAAAAAGGUCAAUAUUAUAUUUUUGUUGUGCAUAAAAAUUAUUCCUAUAUUAGACAUUUUUAAUUUCUCCGGUUUUUUAAAAAAAUAAAAAAUUUUAAUAGUUGUUUUCCCAUAGUUAUUUUUGAUUAAAUAAUCAUAAUUUGAAUCUUUUUAUGCAUAUUUAAUAGUUUUUUUUAGUGUAUUAAAUUUACAGACCUGGUCAUUUAGCUUACCAUAUGAGGUAAAAUAUAUGCACAUAAUUAUUAUUUUAUAUUAAUUGUAUGUGUAUCUACAUAGUUGUCAUUGUUAGAAUGUGUGUUGAUUUUAAUCUAAUUGUCUAACUGAUAUAUAAGGGAACAAAUUUGCUAUGUAUAUUAUAUUGCCUGAUUCUAAGGAUGACUUAAAUGAUUUAUUCAAUUAAAAAAAACCAUCAUUGACUCAUGGUCAAUAAAAAAUAUGAAGACACUUUCAAUAAGAGUGGUACUACCAAAAUUUAAUUUUGAGUAUACAUCAAUUCUUGGACCAAUAUUACAAAAGGUUAUUUUUGGGUCUAGGACACUUCGCUGAUGGACCGAUUCGCCACAACCAAUUCACUGCCAAUUGUUUCACCGCUAACCUUUUUGCCGCUAGACUUUAUAAUAAGUUUUACUUAGUAGUCUAAAAAAUAAAUUUGAGUUGAAUAUUUUACUGUUUUUUUGAUAGACGUUUUAAGAUCAAAUUACGGUAUUUACUACAAAGGAAUAAAGAAAAAAACAACUGUUAAUUACUUCUCAAAAUUCAAAUAGUAAAAAUGUAUUUUUUGAAGAUUUAUGUAAUGCAUUUGCUGCUGCAAAUAUUCCUUUGCAUAAGCUAGGCAAUCGUGUGUUACAAUCAUUUUUGGAAAAACAUAUUAGCAAAUCAAUUUCAGACGAAUGUAAUUUAAGAAAAAAUUGCAUACCAAAUAUUUAUAAAAGUGUUAUGGACCAAAUAAGUAGUGAUAUUGGAAAUAAUUACGUUUACAUGAUUGUUGACGAAAUAACCAAUCCAAGAGGUUUGUAUAAAUAAUUUUUUAAUUUUUCAUAUUAUAAAAUAUAUUAUUUUCCUUCAAGUUUGGCUAUUGCAAAUUUAUUAAUCGGUAUAUUAGAUGUGACCCCUAGUAAAUCAUAUUUAGUUGCAUGUAAAGAACUAGAAUCCACCAAUCAUGAAACUAUUUGUCAGUUUAUUAAUUCCUCGUUAAAAAUAUUUCCUGGUAUUAAACAAAAAGUAUUACUUAUAUGAUGAAAGCAGCAAAACAUUAAAAAUAUUUUUCCCGAAAUUAAUUCAUAUUACAUGUAUGGCUUACGCAGUUAAUAGAGUUCUAGAGAAAAUUUGAGAAUUGUAUCCCGACAUUAAUAAAUUGAUUAACAAUAUAAUAUUUUAAUAUAAUAAGUACCUAUUUAAAAUUUAAAUACAUAUGUAACUUAUUUCAUUUAUUUCAGGUAAAAAAGCUUUCCUAAAAGCACCAUUGAGAAUAAAUAAAUAUAGAAAAGAAAUAUCGGGUAUACCUUAA
Molecule: messenger RNA, 7042 nt
Organism: Cinara cedri
Lineage: Eukaryota; Metazoa; Arthropoda; Insecta; Hemiptera; Aphididae
Source: the annotation of a GenBank genome assembly